GUCAGUGUUUGGGCGGGACCUGUCCCGGAAGUAGGUGCUGAGGACCGGGGAGCUGGGACAUGGAGACACCCGGGGUGCUGCUGGUGAUGGGAGUGAGCGGCUCUGGGAAAUCCACUGUGGGUGCGCUGCUGGCCAACAAGCUGGGAUGGAAAUUCUAUGAUGCCGAUGAUUACCACUCUGAGGAGAAUCGGAUAAAGAUGGGGAAAGGGGUACCACUGAAUGACCAGGACAGGAUUCCAUGGCUUUGCAGCUUGCACGACAUUUUACUAAGAGAUGUGGCUUCGGGACAGUCUGUCGUUCUAGCCUGUUCAGCUCUGAAGAAAAUGUACAGGGACAUCUUGAUCCGAGGCGGAAGUGACGUGCCUCCGAGAAGUGAUGAGUCAGCAAAGGAGGAGCCGCUGGCUGGCGGGAAGUUCCUGGUGGUCCACCUCUCCGGGUCGUUUGAGCUCAUUUAUGGACGCUUGCUCCAAAGGAAAGGACAUUUCAUGCCACCCGAGUUACUGCAGUCCCAGUUCAGUAUUCUGGAGCCCCCAUCAGCUCCCGAAAACUUCAUCCAUAUCAGUGUGGACAAAGGUCUCCCAGAGAUCGCGGCUGCGGUUCUGGAAGCCCUCAAAUGAAGUAUUCGCUUCACGCCUGUGGGGUCCAGCGCGCUCUGCCUCCAAGCUCCUCACCCACUGUAUAUUCUGAAUUCAUUGUUUUAGAGACAGGGUUUCUCUGUGUAGACCAGGCUGGUCUGGAGCUCAGAGAUCUGCCUGCCUCUGCCACCCCGGAGGGCUGGAAUUAAAGGCGAGGACCACCAUGGUCAGGCUGUAUUCUGAAUUCUUAAUUGGGAACAAACCGCAGCUCGUGGAGGUGUGGCGGUGGAGACGGUUGUUUGACUGUAUUAGGAGUCCGCGGUGUGCUUGGAAGGACAAGGGGGAGGAUGUUAAAUGUUAAAAACUGGGGCUGGAGAGAUGGCUCGGCAGUUAUGAGCACUGACUGCUCUUCUAGAGGUCCCGAGUUCAAUUCCCAGCAACCACAUGGUGGCUCACAACCAUCUGUAAUGGGAUCCAAUGUCCUCUUCUGGUGUGUCUGAAGACAGCUGCGGUGUACUAUCAUAAAUAAAUGAGUAAAAAUAAAUAAAUCUUUUUUAAAAAGUUAAAAACUGACGUUUAAAUUCACGUACCAUGCAACCAGAUGGCCAGAGAAAAUCCGGUAAUCAAUGCUAGAAAUUACUACCUUUCAAAAGAACAAUGGCUCGUGCUUGUAUCUGUAAUAAUGAGUGAAAUUUGCGAUCCUGGAAACUGGUUUCAGUAACAGAAACUCCGGCAGAACAGAGCCGCCCACUGCAUGCCACACUGCCGACUGCAGCGUCAACCGCUUUUUAAAUAUUUUAGGUUAGCAUACUAAAUCAUAGGCUUUGUCUUCUGUCACUUACUAUCUAUAAUGUCAUUUAUUCAUUGUCACUAUUAUUAGUGGGUUAUUAUUAGACGGGUUGGCCUCAAACUCAGACAUUUGCCUCCUUCUGCCUCUCCAGUGCUGGAUGAAAGGCUCGCCCCACCAUAAACGGCUUUGUUUUCA
Molecule: messenger RNA, 1560 nt
Organism: Rattus rattus (black rat)
Lineage: Eukaryota; Metazoa; Chordata; Mammalia; Rodentia; Muridae
Gene: Idnk
Product: IDNK gluconokinase
Exons: 5
Coding region: 60-617 (185 amino acids)
Cellular component (GO): cytoplasm
Molecular function (GO): gluconokinase activity
Source: RefSeq, a predicted model, not a curated record